AUUCUCACUAUCAUUCAUUACAUGCCGUCAAAACAUGAAUCCUUUUCCUUUUCCUUUUCCUUUACCCUCUCUAUUUCUAUCUCUCAACAACUACCCCACCACCGUCGACCACUUUUUCCUGCAAAUUCCAUAUUUCUCCCAGAAUCCCUCUUUGUAUUUCAGUUUCAUCCUUCUCUCUCUCUCCUCUCCAAUUUAGGAUUUUCAAAUUCCAACGCGAUCGCUCAGAAUCAGAAACCCUAAUUUUUAAUUAAGAAAAGGAAAUCAAUCAGAAUCCUCACCGCGAUCGUUGUAUCUCUGCCAUUCUGAUACGCAGAUGAAGAACACGAGGAAGAAGAAGAGAAGGCCUCGAGUCUCUAAUCCCGUCGCCGGCGACAAUGGCGGCGUUGUUCCGACUGCCGAAGAGGACGAACAGAGUAAGAUCUUCAAAGCCUUAGCGGAUGCUUUCUCUUUGGCUUCUCUAGACGACGCCGAUUCGGCCCUCCGCCAAGCCAACGGCGAUCCUGACAAAGCUGCCGAGAUAUUAUCAAUGAGCUUGGGUUACAGUGCGGAUGACCCGUCCACGACGUCGGGUUCGGGUUCAAGUUCGGGCGCGAGUUCGGGUGCGAGCUCGUCGGGCUCGUCAGAGGGGUUUGUGGAGACCGGGUGCAUUCAGAAUGUGAUGAACGGGAAUGGUGGGUUUAGGGGGACGAAGCAGAAGAGAGUUGUUGCGUCGACGGGGUCGAUCUCGACGUUGUUGGGGAAAGAUUACGUGAAGUCAAGCCUACGGAGGGACUCGAAGAACAACUCCAAAGGGUUUGGUAACGGUAAAGGCGUUGUCGACAAAGAAGAGGCUGAGCAGUUUUUGUGUUCGAUGCUUGGAGAUGAAUGCGAGCUCAGCUUGGCUGUUGUUAGAGAUGUGCUCUGUCAAUGUGGAUAUGAUGUUGAAAAGGCCCUAGAUGCGUUGAUUGAAUUAUCAUCUUCCACCUUUGAGCAGUCUAGGAAUGAUAGUUACCUCAACAAUAGUGUUAACUAUAAAGAAGAUAUCAGAUUUCUUAUUGAACGCAAAGACAGUAUUACUGACAGGGCUUCCGAUUGCACAUCUUAUUCUUCUGAAAGUGAAGUCCAGGAUAGUAUAUGGUCUGUGGGGUAUGGUUGCAGGAAUUAUGCAACGGUUCUUGCUAAUCCUGAAGCUAAGUCUCCAACUGGCCCAACAAUUACUGAGUCAGAGCUCCCUCAGAAGGUUUUGGAAUCUUUGUUUAAUGUCUCCAAGAGUCCUGAAUAUGAGCCAAGCACAAUGAAUUGGAGGAAUGUAGUAAAGAAACUGCAGUCAUUGGGGCCUGGGAUUGAUGUUUAUCCUUCUGGUGUUGCAGAACCGCAGCAGAAUACUUGCGCCAAAGGAGAGGAAUAUCACGUGUUCAGAACAUCUGCUAAGCAACAUUGGGAUUCAAUGAGGUCUUGCUAUCAGAAAGCUGCAGUGGCAUUUUCAAAGGGAGAGCGGCAGUAUGCAGCCUAUCUUUCUGACCAGUGUAAGCCACUGCAUGGAGGAGCGGUUAACAUUAUAUUGUCGCUAGAUAUCCAAUGGCCUAGCCAAGAAUCCAUUACAUAAGUCUUUGGUAAGAAAGAAUGCACAGCUCAAAAGUGUAUUUGGCAAGCCCAAAAAAGAUUGCCCCUCCAUUUCUCGAGAUUACUUUCAGGAAAGCUCAUCCAAACACACUAGUUCCUUCUGAAUGCUCUCUCUUGAUUCCAGUUGAGCUCCAGUUUGUUACAUCUGGGGUCAUUCAGAAGCCUAAUAGUUUUAAGAAGCAGUCCAUUUGUUGCUAUAUCACAUAUUAUUGUGGGAUUUGGGCAAAAGGUUUUGGUUUGUCAUGGCCAUAAUUUUUUUCCUCUGUUGAUUUAUGGAUCAACAUGAUUUUUUAUGUUGCAUUUUUUCUUGAGGAUGUUCCAGUAUAAAAUGUUGACCACCUCAAACUUGAAUGAUUUUUACGAUGACAUGAAUUUCAGAUAUUUUUUAAUUUUUGAUUUUUUUUAUUUAGGUAUGGCUUGUCCUUUGUAUACAUCCUGUGUUCUGUGGUUGCACACCUUAUGCUUUUUUUUAAUAAUUUUUUUAAUUUUAAUAAUGAAAUCAUUACUUAGAAAAAAAAUGUAAUAAGAUAUGCUGCAUUUUACUAGGGCAAGGCUCAAACAAAAUUGGCACGAGAGGCAGAUGAAAGGGCAAGCCAUGAUAUAUUUAAAGCUAG
Messenger RNA from Quercus robur (English oak), 2216 nucleotides. Its product is annotated as SMR domain-containing protein At5g58720. Bases 314 to 1585 code for a protein of 423 amino acids. NCBI's taxonomy places the organism in Eukaryota, Viridiplantae, Streptophyta, Magnoliopsida, Fagales, Fagaceae. The record is from RefSeq and is a predicted model, not a curated record. The transcript is spliced from 8 exons.